CAUGUUUUUUUUUCCCCUUCCACACACAAUUUGAUGACGGACCACACCGCUUCCGGUUCCGACGUCAACAGAGCAGGACCACGCGUUUACGAACAGUUAAAAUGCCAAAGGUUCAGAAAGGAAAAGCUGCUGAGAAGGUUGUUCACCCGUACAGCAGGAAGGCUGCCUGCCUCGCCCGAGAAGAAAUCAGACUGAAGAGGAAAGAAAGGCAAAAGAAUGACAAAGCCAUGCGCAUGGGCAGCAUUGGUGAGAAGCUGUUAUGGUUUCAGGGACAGUUGGAUCCGGCAAAGACAGUGUACACCAGAAAAGAUGCCUGUGACAUUAUCGAAAGGUACCUCCAAAGGUUUGAUUCUGAACUUGAACAGAUCGAGCUGAUGAACAGCAUCAAGGGUCGUCAGGGUCGUCUCCAUGGCGCCAGAGAGGCUGUCAUCAAACAGACCAUUGAGCGGGAACGGGCACAGUAUGAGGGCGUUGGAUUUGAGAUCCCAGACAUCAUCAACACAAAGCAUUUGAAAACAUUCAGGGAGUGGACUGGUGAUCUGAAGAAACUUCCAAAUAUUAAACUACGAAAGGUGUCUAGCAAAGGCCUGGACAUGAAGAAUGAAGGAGAGGAGACACGUGAGGCAGAGGAAGACAGUAAUAAGGAAGAUGAAGAUGUUUUGGACGAUGAGCAGGUAGAUGAGAUGGUGCUGAUGUCGGACUCAAACUGAGGCUCUUCGUAUUUCACCAUGUUGUGUAUCAGAGUGUCAGACUUCCUGACAGUGGAACUGAACACCAGGCUGGCUUUCGUGUGCUUGUGAGAUAAUGUUGUGACUUGUCCAGGAGGUGGCGCCAAAACCCCAGAGAUGGUAAACUAAGACUUUUGUCAUUGUGUCCUCCUUUUAGGUCUUUUUGAUGCUUAGUAACUGAACACCAGCUGAGGUGGGACGGUCUACAAUCAUUAUUUAUUGCACAGAAAAAUGCAUCAUAUGUAACCUGAAUAAUCAAUUUUAUCCAGUCAAAAAUUGAAAAAGGUUUCAACAAUGGUGUUGAGUGGUGGAUAUUAGACAAAAAAAACUAUUUUCCAUGUUGUGAGAAUGACACAGAUUUAAAACACCCAAUUAAAAGUGUAAACAACAGUUGUCUGUAGUCGAUUGACUGGUCACUCACUCACCCAGUGUGUCAGUACAAACUGAGACCUAUAUGGUUUUAAUCUAAUGUAAAAACAUGAAUGGGUGGAAACCAUGAAAGCUCCAGUCACAUCAGUGUACAAAUAAUGGACCUUGCAAAGCAGGACUAUGUGAAGCUGCAAACAAAAUGACAAAUAACUUGUGAGAAAUAUUCAAAACUUUCCUAUGAUGGUAAAUAACUUCUCAAAUAUUACAUGUUUAGGUAUCAAACAUAAGCUAAAUAUAUUGUUUAAAUAAUAGUUUUUCUAUUUGGUACUGUACUUUUAUAGUGCUUUAUUUUUACACAUUGCAGUGCACUCAACAUGCCUAAUUGACCUAACAGACCUAAUUGUCCAGAAGAAGAGUUAAGGCCUCAGUAUGCUUUAAAUGAAGAACUUGAUGGAUCAUCUAACAGUGUCUCAAACCACCUUUCAAACUCUUUUACUUCACACAGCAAUUAGUCAUAUGUGCAGGUGUCUUUUCUCAAUUAUUAUUAUUAUUAUCAUGGACUAUAUCUGCCCCUUUACACAAAGACUGGCCAGAUGUACAGAAAUGAGAGUUGACAGGGUUUGAACUUUCUCUCAAGCUCUUUU
Molecule: messenger RNA, 1741 nt
Organism: Monopterus albus (swamp eel)
Lineage: Eukaryota; Metazoa; Chordata; Actinopteri; Synbranchiformes; Synbranchidae
Gene: tma16
Product: translation machinery associated 16 homolog
Exons: 7
Coding region: 102-710 (202 amino acids)
Cellular component (GO): nucleus
Source: RefSeq, a predicted model, not a curated record